UCGGCGCUCGACUAGUCAGCCUAGAAGGGGUGGAGAAGUGUCAUGUGAAUUGGGAAGUAUGGCUGCAGUCAAAUAGCUUGUUUUGAAGCAGUUCUUUGAAGAGGCAUCAGUCACCGUGAUUGCUUCUUCUUGGCGAAACCAGCAUCACAAAAUACCUGCUACAUAAAUUAGGCUGAUUCAUCAUCUUUUGUGAAGAGAAGGUUUACGUUACACAGUUUUCGGAGCAUGUCAUUUGAGAUAGCUAGCUAACGCUAGACAAAUAGAAUCCUUCCAGGGGGCUUUAGUUAGGUUCCAGCGUUCAUAACCCAAACGCGAGAACCACCUGGAGAUAUCUUUAACCACAGUGAGGGGGCACGGUGUAUAUUUUAGUAUUGUUCAUUGUUAGGGCUAUCGACUUUAAACUGGCUUUUUAGUCGCAUUCUCCAUUACUACACGUUCUUGUAGGUAGUCUACCGGUUGUUAGCUUGCUUAGUUAGCUUGUGAUUGUUGGGAGCCUGUGGUAUUAAAACUUCUAUUUAUUAUUACUUGGAUUAGGUCGUUACAGAGUUUAGCUGAAUCAUAAUUUGUCAACAGUACAACUGGCUUCCUAGCAAACUGCGGAUCGUAUUGUUGGCUUUACCACAACCUAGCUGCUCGAAGUUCUUUUCUGCGUCCACAUAUUGUAUGAACUUGCUAAGGCAACCGGCUGGUUGGCUAACGUUAGUAUAUACAGGCAUUGCUAUAUUCUAAAGGUAGCAGAAUUAUGUGCUAACUGAGUCUGGUUUUUAAUUUAUCGUUUUAUCUAGGGUAGGGUCAUAUUCUGUUGAGGUCACUGCCUACUCAAAGCACUUUGCUAGCUGCGUCGCUCGACAUUUUGCCUUUUUGUGAAAAUGAACACAGAGAAGGAUUUCUCCCCUUUGACACCCAACAUCGUGAGAGCUCUCAACGACAAACUUUACGAAAAGAGAAAAGUUGCUGCCUUAGAAAUUGAGAAGCUUGUGCGGGAGUUUGUAGCCCAGAAUAAUUCAACCCAGAUACGACAUGUCAUCCAGAUCCUGGCUUCUGAGUUUGCCCUGUCACAGCAUCCCCACAGCCGCAAAGGGGGCCUGAUCGGCCUGGCAGCUUGCUCCAUCGCUCUGGGAAAGGACUCCGGGCUCUACCUGAAGGAGCUGAUCGAGCCGGUCCUCACCUGCUUCAACGACUCGGACAGCCGGCUGCGGUACUACGCCUGCGAGGCGCUGUACAACAUCGUGAAGGUGGCCCGGGGGGCCGUGCUCCCCCACUUCAACGUGCUCUUCGACGGGCUCAGCAAGCUGGCUGCGGAUCCUGACCCCAACGUAAAGAGCGGCUCUGAGCUCCUGGAUCGACUCCUGAAGGACAUUGUGACGGAGAGCAACAAGUUUGACCUGGUGGCCUUUGUCCCCUUGCUGCGUGAGAGGAUCUACUCCAACAACCAGUAUGCUCGCCAGUUCAUCAUAUCCUGGAUCCUGGUGCUGGAGUCGGUCCCUGACAUCAACCUCCUUGACUACCUGCCAGAAAUCCUGGACGGUCUCUUUCAGAUUCUGGGGGACAGCAGCAAGGAGAUCCGCAGAACCUGCGAGGUUGUCCUGGGUGAAUUCCUCAAAGAGAUUAAGAAGACCCCGUCCAGCGUUAAGUUUGCGGAGAUGGCCAACAUCCUGGUCAUCCACUGCCAGGUGUCCGAUGAGUCCAAGAUGACGAAUGACCUGAUCCAGCUGACGUCCAUGACGUGGAUGAGGGAGUUCAUCCAGCUGGCCGGCCGCGUGGUGCUGCCGUACUCCUCCGGCAUCCUGACCGCCGUGCUGCCCUGCCUGUCCUACGACGACCGCAAAAAGAACACCAAAGAGGCGGCCAGCGCCUGCAACCACAGCCUGAUGAAGCUGGUGACUCCCGAGGAUGACGAGGAAGAGGAAGAGAAAGGACAGGUCAGCGGCGACACCCCCACCCGGGAGGACAGCCCCCCGAAGACUCUGGAAGAGCUGAACAAUUCUCUGAAUGCGUCACAAGACUCUGUUGGGUUCAGUAACAUCAGCUUCUUCACACCCACCAGUGCUGACCGGGCCCAGGUGACUCUGGACCUGGACGGGAUUGUUCAGGUGCUGGACCGGCACCUGCAUGACUCCACCACCGGCAUGAUGACCCGCAUCGCCGUGCUCAAGUGGCUGUACCACCUCUACAUCAAGACGCCGCGCAAGAUGUUCCGACACACGGACAGCCUGUUCCCCAUGCUGCUCAAAACGCUGUCGGACGACUCGGACGAGGUCAUUCUCAAGGACCUGGAGGUGCUGGCGGAAAUCGCGUCCUCCCCGGCCGGGCAGACGGACGCCGCCGGGUCAUGUGACAGCACUGACGGCAAAUCGGAGCUCCAGGUUCCGGCGCCGGCGGGGCAGCCUGCAUUUAAAGCGGCUGACUCCUCCCCUCCCUGCAUGAAUUCCUACUUCUACAAGUUCAUGAUCAACCUGCUCAAGCGCUUUAGCCUGGAGAGGAAACUACUGGAGAACAGGGGUGCUUUCAUCAUCAGGCAGCUGUGCCUCCUCCUGCACGCGGAGAACAUCUUCCACUCCAUGGCGGACAUCCUGCUGAAGGAAGAGGACCUCAAGUUUGCCUCCACCAUGGUGCAGACGCUCAACACCAUCCUGCUCACGUCUGCCGAGCUCUUCCAGCUGCGUAACCAGCUCAAGGACCUGCGCACACAGGAGAGCUGUGCUCUGUUCUGCUGCCUGUACCGCUCCUGGUGUCAUAACCCUGUGGCCACCGUGUCCCUCUGCUUCCUGACCCAGAACUACCGGCACGCCUACGACCUCAUUCAGAAGUUCGGUGACCUGGAGGUGACGGUGGAUUUCCUGAUGGAGGUGGACAAGCUGGUGCAACUCAUCGAGAGCCCAAUCUUCACAUACCUGCGCUUGCAGCUGCUGGAUGUGGAGAAUAACCCCUACCUGAUUAAGGCUCUGUACGGCCUCCUCAUGCUGCUGCCCCAGAGCCAGGCCUUCCAGCUGCUGUCCCACCGGCUGCGCUGUGUACCCAACCCCGAACUUAUGAGGACGCUGCCCGAUUCGAAGCCCCCCGAGUCUUGCCGUACGACCCCGUCCCACGUGAACUACAAGGAGCUGCUGCAGCACUUCGACCGGGUCCAGAGCAAGCACCUGGAGGUGCGGCACCAGCGGGCCGGCCGGGCCGAGCACCCCGACAGGAAGCUGGUGCUGUGAGGGGCGGAAGUGGAGGCCGAAGCAUGCCCCUCAGCGCCAGGGCACCGCGCCGAGCCCUGAUGCACACGCUCUCAUACAUAUAUACACACACACAGAGACACACACGUGCACAUACAUACAUACAUACACACACAGAGACACACACACACACGCGCACAUACAUACAUACACACACACAGACACACACAUGAACGCACGCACACACAUACACACACACGCAUACAUAAAACCACACGCACAUACUACGUGCACACAUAUAUACAUACGCACACAGAGUCACACACAUGCACACGCAUACACAUACACACACACACACGUACACACACACACACGGUCUCUGGAAAUGGGACCAGCUCAAUUGACAGGAAAAUGACAUGGCUGCUCCCCUCGAAGCCAGCCCAGUUUUUAAGUGUUGACCAUACCGUUAGGACCGUACCGUUAGGCAUGAAGGAUGUAAUGUGGUCGUUACUUUUCUGAUUUAUUAUUAUUAUUUUUUUUAAAUAAUUGAUUUUUUAAAAAGUGCUUUUCAUUUAGGUGUUAAAGAGUUAGUGCCUAAUUUGUAUGCGCGUGCGUGUGUGUAUUUGAUGUAUACAUAUAGUCAAUGUGGGCACACACUCCUCGCGCACACACACACACACACACACACACACACACACACACACACACACACACAGUCACCACACUGAACGUGUGGUGGAAAGGUCCAGCUGUGCUCUGUUCUGAUCCACAUAAUUAUGCCUUGGCUUGGAUCACCUCUGAUGGUUUACAUUCAUCCUCAGUGAUAAUGGACAGUUGAAACUCCGCCUCCCUGGCUACAAUGGCCACUGUACCUCUCGUAUUGCACUGAUGUUGGUAAAAUCGUGUUUGAACAGGCUGGUCGUCUGCCCCCAUCUGAGCCCCCUGCUGUCUGUCUGCUGAUGGUUGUCAUAGUCGCUCUGGGCCUGAGUUUGGGGACUUAUGUCUGGGCCUAUCACCUGUGACCGCGGGCACAGAGAAGGGGGGGAGGGGGCGCGAUCUCUUCCCCUGGAUUGAAUUUUGUACCCUGAGCUUAAACACUGCUGGAACAGUUUCUGCCUCCCUCUCUCUACUUCUUCACUCCCUUCUUUUCUCUUCUUUCCACUGAGCUUUUUACACAUCCCUCUCCUCCCUCUCCCUCUCCCCAGAAUCCUCCCUUCAUUGGGUACUUCCUCAUCCUCCUUUCCCCUCUCUGUCUCAGUCCUUCUCUUGGUCACAUGUUCUCUCUGGCCCUGGUGUUUAUCAUGUCCUCACUGCUGUCUUGCAUCAGCUGACAUUUCCCUCGUUUUCUGUCGCUCCACCCCUUCACCUCCUCCCAUCUUUCAUCCUUCGAUCUCUCCUCCUUUCUCUCUCUCCCUUCCUCCUUCCGGCUGCUUGUAUCAGAGCUAUGGACCUGCUGUGUAAAGACCUCUCUGUAAUCAAUAAAACAUGGACCAUGUGUUAGAACUUUAA
Molecule: messenger RNA, 4670 nt
Organism: Anguilla rostrata (American eel)
Lineage: Eukaryota; Metazoa; Chordata; Actinopteri; Anguilliformes; Anguillidae
Gene: vac14
Product: vac14 homolog (S. cerevisiae)
Biological process (GO): phosphatidylinositol biosynthetic process
Cellular component (GO): PAS complex; endosome membrane
Source: RefSeq, a predicted model, not a curated record